AUGGCAGAAUUUAAGUCAUUUAAUAAGACACUGAACAGAACGGAAGAAGUAAACCAGUCUGUGAUAUCUGAAUUUAUUUUGCUUGGGCUGUGUGACUCAUGGGACCUCCAGGCCUUCCUCCUAGUGGUAUUUUCUUCACUUUACUUGAUCACCAUUUUAGGCAAUGUCUUCAUUGUGCUCCUCGUUAUUGCUGACCUUCACCUCCACUCGCCUAUGUACUUCCUAUUAGCUAAUCUGUCAUUCUCUGACUUAUGCUUUUCCUCAGUAACCACCCCUAAAUUGAUCACAGACUUUCUGAAAGAAAAUAAGACCAUCUCCUUUAGAGGCUGCAUGUGUCAGAUGUUUUUUGGACAUUUUUUUGGAGGGGGUGAGAUGGUGUUCCUAGUGAUGAUGGCCUAUGACCGUUAUGUGGCCAUCUGCAAGCCACUCCAUUACUCCAGCAUCAUGAAUACAAAAAUGUGCAUUCGACUAGUGAUGACAUCAUGGAUCAUUGGCUUUGUGCAUUCAAUAAGCCAACUAGCUAUAAUUACACAACUGCCCUUCUGUGGGCCUAGAGAACUGGAUAGCUUUUUCUGUGAUAUUCCAUUGGUGAUCAAGUUAGUCCGCAUGGACACUUAUAUUCUAGAAGUGUUGACAAAUGCUAACAGUGGGGUACUUGCAACCGUUUGCUUCAUUCUGUUGCUGAUCUCUUACUCUUAUAUUCUACUUACUGUCUGUCACCAAUCAAAGGGUGGCACAUCCAAGGCGCUCUCCACCUGCACUGCCCACAUCACAGUGGUCAUGUUAUUCUUUGGGCCUUGCAUCUUCAUCUACCUAUGUCCACUCAGCAUCACUUGGGUGGACAAGUUCCUUGCUGUAUUUUACGCAAUCAUCACACCACUACUAAAUCCAGUCAUUUAUACUUUAAGAAACAAAGAGAUUAGAAAUGCCAUUAAGCGGCUAUGA
This is a messenger RNA of Capra hircus (goat), 945 nucleotides long. RefSeq names its product olfactory receptor 4F4-like. Gene Ontology annotation, biological process: G protein-coupled receptor signaling pathway. The coding region runs from base 1 to 945 and encodes 314 amino acids. Lineage: Eukaryota; Metazoa; Chordata; Mammalia; Artiodactyla; Bovidae. The transcript has 2 exons. Gene Ontology annotation, molecular function: G protein-coupled receptor activity; olfactory receptor activity. The record is from RefSeq and is a predicted model, not a curated record. Gene Ontology annotation, cellular component: membrane.